This is a messenger RNA of Arachis ipaensis, 3584 nucleotides long. The record is from RefSeq and is a predicted model, not a curated record. NCBI's taxonomy places the organism in Eukaryota, Viridiplantae, Streptophyta, Magnoliopsida, Fabales, Fabaceae.
GACCCACAAAAAUACAGAAGAAAAGUAAGAAAGAUGUCUGGUAUUGUUGGUAUGGGCAAAAUUAAAGAGCAAACACAUUCUGGAAGGAGACGUACUCUUGUAUGGUUCUGCAUUAAAGUAGCAUCUUUCAUUCACUGCCAUUACAUUCAUUAUCUUCUUCUUCGUUGCGAAUCAAAGUUCCUGCACUCUUCUCUAUCAUUUUCAGGAAUUAGGGAACACUGAUGGUAUUGAGAAAUUGUUGAUAUUCUUGAUUGUGAGAAACCAUGGCAUGGUUUAGAGCUGCUUCCAGCAUUGCUAAGCAUGCAGUUAGAAGAAAUAUCUAUAGGGGUAGAUCGUAUUAUCAUGUAGCAAGGACUACGGCAGUUCCAAUUCCACCAGCUUCUAGAAACUUCCACACCACAACUUUCAAAUCCAAAGCAGAAUCAGCGCCUGUGCCGCGUGCUGUUCCCCUUUCCAAGUUGACUGACAACUUCUUAGAUGGAACAAGCAGUGUGUAUCUUGAGGAGCUUCAAAGAGCUUGGGAAGCUGAUCCUAACAGUGUGGACGAAUCUUGGGACAAUUUCUUUAGGAACUUUGUUGGUCAAGCUUCCACAACACCAGGGAUUUCGGGCCAAACAAUCCAGGAGAGUAUGAAAUUGCUGUUAUUGGUGAGAGGAUAUCAGGUUAAUGGCCACAUGAAAGCAAAGUUAGAUCCUUUGGGUUUGGAAGAACGAAAAGUCCCUGAUGAAUUAGACCCUGCCUUUUAUGGGUUCACUGAGGCUGAUCUUGACAGAGAAUUCUUCUUGGGGGUUUGGAGGAUGUCUGGAUUUUUGUCCGAGAAUAGGCCGGUGCAGACCCUUAGAUCCAUUUUGACACGGCUUGAGCAAGCUUACUGCGGAAGCAUUGGGUAUGAGUACAUGCAUAUACCGGACCGGGACAAGUGUAAUUGGCUUAGAGACAAGAUUGAAACUAUUAAUUGUUCCCCCGAUUGGAAUAUUUUUUCUCAUGAGGUCCUUUCGGAUAGGCUUUCCUGGAGUACUCUUUUUGAGAAUUUCUUGGCAACAAAAUGGAAAUCAGCAAAGAGAUUUGGGCUUGAAGGAGGAGAGACACUUAUUCCUGGCAUGAAAGAAAUGUUUGAUCGAGCAGCUGAUCUUGGGGUUGAGAGCAUUGUCAUGGGAAUGGCACAUAGGGGAAGACUUAAUGUUUUAGGCAACGUGGUCCGGAAGCCACUUCGCCAGAUCUUUUGUGAAUUUAGUGGUGGCCAACCUCAGGAUGAAGUUGGGCUAUACACAGGAACUGGUGAUGUUAAAUAUCACUUGGGAACAUCGUAUGAUCGCCCAACUCGGGGUGGGAGAAGGUUACAUUUGUCUCUGGUGGCGAAUCCUAGUCACUUGGAAGCUGUCAAUCCAGUUGUGGUUGGGAAAACUCGAGCAAAGCAGUAUUUCUCGAAUGAUGUGGACAGGAAGAAGAAUAUGGGUGUGUUGAUCCAUGGAGAUGGUAGUUUUGCUGGACAAGGUGUGGUCUAUGAAACUCUUCACCUUAGUGCACUACCGAAUUACACUACUGGUGGGACUAUUCACAUUGUGUUAAAUAACCAAGUUGCAUUUACAACUGAUCCAAAGGCUGGAAGGUCUUCUCAAUAUAGCACUGAUGUUGCUAAGGCCUUAAAUGCUCCCAUCUUUCAUGUGAAUGGUGAUGAUGUGGAAGCAGUUGUUCAUGCCUGUGAACUUGCAGCCGAGUGGCGCCAGACUUUCCAUUCGGAUGUGGUCGUUGACUUGGUCUGCUACCGUCGAUUUGGUCACAAUGAAAUUGAUGAACCAUCUUUUACACAGCCUAAAAUGUAUAAGGUGAUUCAAAACCAUCCAUCAGCUCUAGAGAUUUAUCAGAAGAAACUUUUGGAAUCAGGGGAGGUGACACAGCAGGACAUUGAUAAGAUACACAAGAAGGUCAUGUCAAUUCUAAAUGAAGAAUUCUUGGCUAGCAAAGAUUAUGUUCCAAAAAGAAGGGACUGGCUUUCUGCAUAUUGGUCCGGUUUCAAGUCACCAGAACAGCUUUCACGAAUUCGGAACACUGGAGUGAAACCGGAGAUUUUAAAAAAUGUUGGGAAAGCAAUAACAAUCUUACCUGAAAAUUUCACUCCUCAUAAAGCAGUAAAAAGAAUUUAUGAACAGCGUGCGAAAAUGAUCGAAUCAGGAGAAGAUAUUGACUGGGGCUUUGCCGAGGCACUCGCUUUCGCUACAUUGUUAGUCGAAGGUAACCAUGUUCGGCUAAGUGGUCAGGAUGUUGAAAGAGGAACAUUUAGUCACCGCCAUGCUGUAGUUCAUGAUCAGGCAACUGGGGAGCAAUACUGCCCCCUAGACCAUGUCAUAAGUAACCAAAAUGAAGAAAUGUUUACUGUUAGCAACAGCUCACUUUCUGAGUUUGGUGUUCUUGGAUUUGAAUUGGGUUACUCAAUGGAGAAUCCGAAUUCGUUGGUGAUCUGGGAGGCUCAAUUUGGUGAUUUUGCUAAUGGUGCUCAAGUGAUAUUUGACAAUUUCUUGAGUUCUGGUGAGUCUAAGUGGCUCCGUCAGACUGGACUGGUAGUGUUACUUCCGCAUGGUUAUGAUGGUCAGGGACCUGAGCAUUCUAGUGGAAGAUUGGAACGUUAUCUUCAGAUGGCUGAUGAUAAUCCUUAUGUGAUUCCUGUAAUGGAGCCAACUCUUAGGAAACAAAUUCAGGAGUGUAAUUGGCAGGUUGUAAAUGUUACAACUCCUGCAAAUUUCUUCCAUGUUCUAAGGCGGCAGAUACAUAGAGAAUUCCGUAAACCUCUAAUUGUAAUGUCCCCUAAGAACCUGCUUCGGCAUAAGGAUUGUAGAUCACAUUUAUCUGAGUUUGAUGAUGUCCAAGGACACCCGGGUUUCGACAAACAGGGUACCAGAUUUAAGCGCCUCAUCAAAGAUCAAAAUAACCACUCUGAUCUUGAGGAGGGUAUCAGGCGUCUGGUACUCUGCUCUGGAAAGGUUUAUUAUGAACUUGACGAACAACGACGAAAGCAAGAUGCAAAAGAUGUUGCAAUCUGUAGGGUUGAGCAGCUAUGUCCUUUCCCUUAUGACCUCGUCCAACGAGAGCUCAAGCGAUAUCCAAAUGCGGAAAUUGUUUGGUGUCAAGAAGAGCCAAUGAACAUGGGGGCAUACACUUAUGUUCUACCGCGGCUUAUAACGUCGUUGAAGGCUCUUGGCAGAGGAGGCUAUGAAGACAUCAAUUAUGUCGGUCGUGCUCCGUCUGCAGCUGUAGCCACUGGUUUUCUGAGUGUUCACCUUAAGGAGCAAGCUGAACUUGUUCAGAAAGCUAUUCAGCCAGAACCAAUCAACUACCCUUACUGAGGCUUUGCAGAUAUUUAUACGUACAUAUAUACAUACAUCCAUAGAUGAAUUCAAGAGUGAUGAUGCACUUGAUUUUACCUCCAUAUGUAUGGAGCAAUAAUUGAGGGGUACUUCACAUAAUGAUUCUUGUACAAACUUUUCACCCUUUACAUUGUAUGUUCUGCCUCUGACAAAAUGCCAGGUGAGCUGAAAUUCAUGGCGAGUUAAUAAUUGAUAACUUCCAGUGUUUUAUAUUUUAUUUUA